Messenger RNA from Rhizoctonia solani, 6366 nucleotides. Its product is annotated as Retrotransposable element Tf2 protein. NCBI's taxonomy places the organism in Eukaryota, Fungi, Basidiomycota, Agaricomycetes, Cantharellales, Ceratobasidiaceae. The transcript is spliced from 5 exons. Bases 1 to 6366 code for a protein of 2121 amino acids. The record is from RefSeq and is a predicted model, not a curated record. Gene Ontology annotation, molecular function: zinc ion binding; nucleic acid binding. Gene Ontology annotation, biological process: DNA integration.
AUGGCUACCCGCUCCAGGACAGCCUCUCGAGCCCAAUCCCCUUUUGAUCAGGGAUACAUGGAACCCACACUUCUGUCAGCCACCCCUGUCGAGUAUGGCAAGGUAUCCCUCAAACAAGUCACACGGCUCCUCCUUGGCCUCCUUGGCCAAGUUGAAUGCCUUGAGCAAGAAAUCGCCAAAAUCAAGGAAGCCGGAAUUGAGACCCAGAUGAAUGUUGAAAAUAUUUCCCAAACCGUCAAUGUUGUCAAGGAUGGGCUUAGGUCCCUCCAGUCCCAUGGCCCUUGCACACCCAAAGGACCCCAAGCCAAAGUUGUGGAAGAGACGCCAUGCCCCUUACCAAAAACCAAGCCUGUUGGAUUGCCUGGCCCAGCCAACCCCAAGAAGAGCCGCUCCCCCGCAAGUCCCAUCUCCCCCUCCAUCUCCGCGUCUCCGAUCCCCAAUCGGAACAACUGCCCUCCACCUCCGGCUACAGUCGCCACCUAUCCUGCUCUGGUCAAGGUUGACCACCCCAAUGCCUACACAGGCAAAAUAGGGAGCGAGGCCAAGCAAUGGCUGACUUGGAUGUUAGCCUGGACCCGCCUUAAUUCGCGGAUGUUCCCUACCAAUCAAGAGGUCCUUUCCUUCCUCUUGAUGAACAUGAAGGACUCUGCUGGAGCGUGGGCCCACCCACACCUUGACCAGCUUGGAUCACACCGAGCUAUCAUCCAAACCGUCGAGGGCUUCAAAUUGGAAUUCCUGGCAGCAUUUGGCAACCCUGACGCCACAAGGGCCGCCAAGCGGAAAAUCACCACCCUAACUCAGUCUGGCACAUGCGCAGACUACAUUACAAACCGUCAAAUUGCAACCCGCGAACGCCGCCCCCAUACCCUCCUUGAGCUGCAAAAUGCAGCACUUGUCAUUGACAACACUCUCCGCAAAGAGCGUGCUAGCCACCCACCAAGGGAUAAUAAGUCUAGCAAACCAUCUAACCCCGCAAGGGGGACAAGUACCGGUCAAGCCACAUCUGGUUCAAAGAGACUCUCCAACGACCCCAACUUUGUGUUGGAAGAAGAACAAAAUCGCCGCCGCGCCGCUGGCGCCUGCAUCAAGUGCGGCAAGAUGGGCCACAAGUUUGCGGAAUGCCGCACGGGCUGGAAAGCCACCCCUAUUGAGGAAAAGGGGAAGGCUAAGGAAACCACCAAGAUUGGCAAAAACUCUGAGUACCAAUUGGGAAAAGAAAACGCCCCCCUCUUCACAAUUUCAAUUCAGCCAGAAAGAAAAGCGGAACAACUAGAAGUCCUGAUUGACUCAGGCGCCACAUCUUCCUUCAUGAACCCACGUACCGCGGAAUCACUCCGCCUCCCACUCAUUGACCUUCCCACUCCAUGUACCGUUACCAUGCUUGAUGGGUCGAGCCCCCAGGCAGGCAAAAUCUGGAAAAAAGCCAACUUAACCUUCUCCUUUGAUGGCAAAUCAAUGACCAAAACCUUCCUCAUUUGCAAUACAGGGUCCCAUGCUGCCAUUCUAGGAUUAAAAUGGUUGGACGCACAUAACCCAGAAAUUGAUUGGAACGCGCGGACCCUCUCCUUUCCCCAUACACCACCCAAACACGUGGCUAUUGCCAAAGAAGAGGAAGCUGACAAAAACCCUCUUGAAGGAAUACCCCCCAAGUACCACCAGUACGCCAAAGUAUUCGGGGAGGAAGAAUUCAAUAAGCUUCCCCCACACCGGCAUUACAACAUUGGGAUUGAACUCACAGAGGAAGGACCCCUCAACUUGCCCCUUUACAGCAUGACCAACGCCAAGUCCGCCACACUCAAGGACUGGCUUAAGGACAAGCUAAAGGCUGGGAAGAUCCGUCCCAGUAAAUCCUUGAUCAGCUCCCCCGUCAUGUUUGUCCCCAAAAAGGAUGGUUCCCGUCGUUUGGUCGUUGACUACCGUUGUCUCAACAACCAGACUAAGAAGAAUGUCUACCCAUUACCCUGUCCUGAUGACCUAAUGGCCCAGCUCCGCAGUGCCAAGGUCUUCACUAAACUAGACUUACGAUGGGGUUACAACAACGUCCAAGUUAAGGAAGGAGACAAAUGGAAAACCGCCUUCCGCACCAAGUACAGCCUUUACGAGUCCCUGGUAAUGACAUUUGGCCUAACCAACGCCCCUGCAGCCUUCCAACACUUCAUGAACAAACUGUUUAAAGACUUGCUGGAUGUAUGCAUCAUCAUCUACCUUGAUGACAUCCUGAUUUAUUCCAAGGAUGACGCAUCACACACCCAACAUGUUCAUGAAGUCUUAUGCCGCCUCAUGGAAAACCAAUUGUUUUGUAAAGCGUCUAAGUGUACAUUCCACGUUGCCUCAGUGGAGUACCUAGGAAUAAUUGUAUCAGAUAAGGGAUUCAGCCUGGAUAAGCUCAAAAUCCAGGCAAUCCAGGAAUGGCCUACACCCACUAAGGUCAAAGAAGUACAAUCGUUCCUAGGGUUUGCCAACUUCCUACGCCGCUUUGUCGCCAAUUUUAGCCACAUGGCCAGGCCGUUACACAACCUGGUCAAAAAGGAUACACCAUGGAAGUGGGAUACUAGGGAGCAAGAAGCUUUCCAAGGGUUAAAGGACGCCAUUACCAACGCACCAGUACUUUGUCACGCAGACCCAUUAAAACCCUACUUCCUGGAAACAGAUGCCUCAGGAGCAGCACUAGGGUCCAUACUCAGCCAACAACAGGAAGACGGUCGUCUCCAUCCGCUAGGCUUCCUAUCCAAGUCAUUCAAGGGGGCCAAGCAGAACUAUGACACCCAUGACAAAGAACUCUUAGCUAUCAUCUGCUCCUUCAAAUACUGGCGCAUUUUCUUGGAAGGAACCACCCACCCUGUCACUGUAUUCACGGACCACCGCAACCUGGAGUACUGGAAGGAGUCCCAAACAUUCAACCGUUGCCACGCUCAAUGGCACCUACUAUUAGCAGGGUAUAACUUCCAAAUUGUUUACCGCCCAGGAAAGCAGUCCGGAAAACCUGAUGCCCUUUCACAACGAGCCGAUCAUGCCAACAUUCCACCCGCCGCCCAGACCAUGCUCCCUGACCCUGUAUUUGCCAACGUGGCCCUGGUAACUCCUGAGAAGGAACUCCAACGUCAGAUUGAGGCUGCCUUGGACCAAGACAAAUCCCUGGAGGAAAUACUACAAUUCCUCCAAAAUGAGUCAAAGGCUCCCGCAUCAAUAAAACGUGCCUUUAGGGAUUACAAAAUAGAAGCAGGCUUGCUAUUUUACCAAGGAAGGAUUGUAGUACCGGACGUUGGGACAUUGAGAACGGAUCUACUUUGUAUAUUCCACGACAGCCCCCUAGCUGGCCACCCAGGCAGGCAACGGACCCUAGAACUGGUAUCCAGGAACUACUACUGGCCUGGCAUCCAAGCUGACACAUACUGGCAUGUUGAUUCUUGCAAAACAUGCCAACAAAUCAGGAAACCCAGGUACGGGUCUAUCCCUCCUCAGCCUCUAGAACUCCCAUCACGCCUGUGGCAACAUGUGUCAUACGACAUGAUAGUGGACCUGCCCAAAGACGGAAAUAGUGACUCUAUCCUGGUCAUUGUGGAUAGUUUUACCAAGUACGUGAUCCUGGUGGAGUGUUCUAAGAAGCUUAAAGCUCCGGAGCUGGCAGACCUAUUCCUGCGCCAUGUAUGGAAACGCUACGGCAUGCCUGAAAAGACAGUAUCAGACCGCGGACGGGUUUUCAACAACAAAUUCCUGAAGGCCCUGUACCAACGCCUGGGAAUAGAUCCACACUUCUUGUCGGCCUACCAUCCUCAAAGUGACGGGCAGACAGAGCGUGUAAAUCCCACGGUCAAACACUUCUUACGGGCUUACUCAGGGGUAAACCAGAAAGACUGGGUCAAGUGGCUACCAAUGGAGGAAUCUGCCUACAACAACGCAGUACAUAGCUCAACAGGCAAAUCUCCUUUUAAAGCACUAUACAGUUGGGAACCUUCCUUAACUCCAAGUAACGUUCCAACAGACGUCCCUGAGGCAGACAAUCUAGCAACUCAGAUGGAAUUACAAUGGCGGGAAAUAGAAGCAGCACUCCGGCAAUCAAAGACACGCAUGGUGGCCAGGGAAGCAGGAGAACCACUCAAGUUUGAAAUUGGGGAAGAAGCCUGGCUAGACGCCAAAAACGUGAAGCUAAAGACCCUGAGUCCAAAGCUAACUGAACAACGCCUAGGCCCCUUCAAAAUAACCAAAAGAAUCUCCAACAGAGCAUACCGCCUAGAACUCCUGCCAACAAUGAGAAUCCACAACGUUUUCUACGUGGGCCUUCUGUCAAAAGUCAAAAGGGACAAAAAGCGCAGCUUUGAGAACCGCCCUCCACCUGUCACCGUGGACAGGGAAGAGGAAUACAAGGUGGAAGGAAUCACUGAUGCUGAGGAACAAAACGGAAAAUGGUUCUUCCAAGUCAAAUGGAAGGGUUAUGGGUCUGAAGAAAACACAUGGGAGCCACAAGAAAACCUAAAAAACGCCGAAAAAUUUUUAGAAAAAUACGAAAAAGAAAUGAAAAAGAAGGCCCUUGGCGCUGCCAAGGCCCUUAGAGGGGGGCAGUGUCGACGUCUAGGACACUUGGCAAUCAUCCGUUCAUUCAAGUACUGGCGGAUCUUCUUGGAAGGAACCCUUCACCCCAUCACUGUAUUCACCAAUCACCAAAACUUGGAAUACUGGAAGGAGUCCCAGACAUUCAACUGCCGCCAUGCUAGAUGGCACCUACUGCUAGCCGGCUACAACUUCCAGAUUGUGUACAGGCCCGGAAAACAAUUGGGGAAGCCAGAUGCUUUAUCACAACAAUUGGAUCAUGCGGAUAUUCCACCCAAACCCCAGUCCAUGCUACCAAACCAGGUAUUUGCCAAUAUUGCCUUGGUUACUCCGGAAAAAGAACUACAACAGCAGAUUGAGUCAUCCCUGGAUCAAGACAAGUCCCUGGAGGAAAUUCUCCAAUUCCUGCAGAAUGAGUCCAAAGCACCCCCCUCCAUCAAACGUGCAUUUAAGGAUUAUGAGAUGGAGGCUGGCCUACUCUUCUACCAAGGACAAAUUGUAGUCCCUGACGUGGGGACACUAAGAACAGAUCUACUGCAUAUCUUCCAUGACAGCCCCUUGGCAGGACACCCGGGUAGGCAACGCACGCUAGAGUUGGUAUCAAGAAGCUACUACUGGCCGGGCAUCCGUGCUGAUACGUACUGGCAUGUGGAUUCCUGUGAGGUAUGCCAACGGAUUAGAAAGCCAAGAUACACAUCAAUUCCCCCUCAGCUGCUGGAACUCCCAGUUAGACCCUGGCAGCACGUGUCUUACAACAUGAUAGUGGACCUACCUAAGGACGGAAACACAGACUUGAUCCUGGUAAUCAUUGACAGUUUCACUAAGUACGGGAUCUUUGUAAAAUGCUCCAAGAAGCUCAAGGCACCCGAGCUAGCGGAGCUAUUCCUGGAAAACGUAUGGAAGCGCCAUGGCAUGCCAGAAAAAACCAUAUCCAACAGAGGCAGGGUCUUCAACAACAAGUUCUUACGUGCCCUGUACAAACGCCUUGGCAUUGAUCCCCAUUUCUCCUCUGCCUAUCACCCCCAGAGCAACGGACAAAUGGAACGCGUCAAUCCCUCAAUUGAACACUUCCUCAGGGCUUACUCAGGGGUAAACCAAAGGGACUGGACCAGAUGGCUUCCCAUGGCAGAGUUUGCAUACAACAAUGCCAUACAUAGCAGCACGGGCAAAACACCCUUCAAAGCCCUGUACGGAUGGGAACCCACAUUAACCCCGUCAAAUAUGCCAAUGGACGUUCCAGAGGCAGAUGACCUUGCCCAGACAAUGGAGGCACAAUGGAAGGAAGUGGAAGCAGCACUCCGGCAAUCUAAGCAACAAAUGAUAGCUGGAGAAAGUGGGAACCCAACAGAAUUUGAGAUUGGAGAAGAGGUUUGGCUGGACGCCAAGAAUGUUAACCUCAAAACCCUGAGUCCCAAACUAACGGAACAACAACUAGGGCCAUUCAGGGUUACUGAAAAGAUCUCUGACCAAGCUUACCGCCUGGAACUUCCCCCAACAAUGCAGAUCCACAACGUCUUCUAUGUAGGACUUUUAUCUAAAGUUAAAAGGGACAAGAAGCGCGCCUUUGAGAAUUGCCCCCCACCAGUCACCGUAGACAGAGAAGAAGAGUACAAGGUGGAAGGGAUUACCAAUGCCAAAGAAAGGGAUGGGAAAUGGUUUUUCCAAGUCAAGUGGAAGGGAUACGGGUCCAAGGAAAACACAUGGGAACCCCAAGAAAACUUAAAAAACACCAAAAAUUUUUUAGAAAAGUACGAAAAAGACAUGAGAAAAAAGGCCCUUGGCGCUGCCAAGGCCCUUAAGAGGGGGGCAGUGUUGUAG